This is a messenger RNA of Rotaria sp. Silwood1, 845 nucleotides long. NCBI's taxonomy places the organism in Eukaryota, Metazoa, Rotifera, Eurotatoria, Philodinida, Philodinidae. The record is from the annotation of a GenBank genome assembly.
AUGGCUGGCGCUUAUGAUACCGAACAACAAAGAAUGAUUGAUAGAAUUAAAUGCAUUACUUUCCGAGAAGCUCGUGAUGCUGGUGCAACAUUUAUAAAUAGACAAUGGAUUGCCGACAAAAUUCACCGUACGACUCGAUUUGUUACAGAAUGGUGGGAAAAAUCGUGUGACCAAUGUUUUGCUGAUUAUUCGAAUGCUGGUCCUAAACUCAAGUUAUCGAGAGCUGCUCAGGACAUUAUUCGUGAAGCAAGUGGUCACCAACGGAAAAGCGGUUCUGUCGUGGCGAAAGAGAUUGCAAAGAAAGAAAAAGAAUAUGUUACUCGACAAACAGUUAAUAACUACCGUCGUAGGGAAGGAUUAAAGCCUUUUCAUGUUAUUUCAAGACCGUUAAAAUCUGAAACUCAUAUAUCAGAUCGAUUAUGGCUCUGUGAUUGGUUGAAAGAUUGGACUGAAGAAGAUUUUCUUCAUCUGGCACCAUCAGAUGAAUUUUAUGUUUGGACAGUUCGCAAACCAAAUUAUCAAAAUGAUAGGAUUUGGGCAAAAAGUGUUGAAGAUAUUGAAGACGAUGAAAGGUAUCGCGAAAUGGUUAAAAACCAAGCGUGUAUCGGUAUUUUUAUCAUUUUCACCGCGAAAAAAAUGCAUUGGGUGAUUAAAGACAAAGGUGAAUCUUGGACCGGUCAAUAUUUUCGUGACAUUAUUUUAAUGCAACACGUAUUUCCAUUCCUCACCGACGAGGAAAACGUAAUUGAUCUGGAUAAUGUGAUAUUUGUUCACGAUAAAGCACCGUGUAUGCGAGCAAACAUGACUCAACAUCUGAUUAGAGAUAACAAAAUCGAGUUUUGGGG